This is a messenger RNA of Arachis stenosperma, 2977 nucleotides long. RefSeq names its product LRR receptor-like serine/threonine-protein kinase GSO1. The record is from RefSeq and is a predicted model, not a curated record. The transcript has 2 exons. NCBI's taxonomy places the organism in Eukaryota, Viridiplantae, Streptophyta, Magnoliopsida, Fabales, Fabaceae. Gene Ontology annotation, molecular function: protein binding. The coding region runs from base 54 to 2954 and encodes 966 amino acids.
GCCUCUCAGAGCUUACCCUUUGGACCAUUUUAUCAGUUUCUUAAAUCCUUAGCAUGAAACUCAAAUUGGUCCAAUCCAAAAUGGAUUCCAUUUUCAUGUGCCAUUGUUUUCUAUUGUUUACUAUAUUGCAAACAGUUUUUGUUACAACUCUUGGAGAUAGUGAAACAGAUUCCUAUUGGCUUCUGAGAAUCAAAUCAGAACUUGUUGAUCCAUUAGAAGUCAUGAGAAACUGGUCUCCAAGAACAAAUCCGUGUAGCUGGAAUGGAUUAACAUGUGAAGAAGUGGAUGAUAAUGAUGAUGAUGAGACACAUGUUGUAGGCUUGAAUCUUUCUAGCUCAGGAAUUUCAGGUUCUAUCUCUGUUGAUUUCAGCAACCUCAUUCAUCUUCAAGAGCUUGAUUUUUCUUCGAAUUCUCUCACCGGAUGCAUCCCUUCUGAGCUUGGAAAUCUUCAAAAUCUAAGAACAUUGCUACUUUACUCAAACAAUCUAUCUUGUAAAAUUCCUGCAGAGAUAGGUAAUUUGAACAAGUUGCAAGUUCUUAGACUUGGAGAUAACAUGCUGAAAGGCGAAAUUCCGAAUAGCAUUGGAAAAUUGAGUGAGUUGAAAGUGUUGGGACUGGCCAAUUGCAACCUUAAAGGAAGCAUACCAACUGAGAUUGGUAACUUGAAGCAUCUAACAACACUUGAUUUGCAGGUUAACAGUCUUAGUGGCAUCAUACCCCAAGAGAUUCAAGCUUGUGAAGAGCUCGAAAAUUUCGCAGCAUCGAACAACAUGCUUGAAGGAGAGAUACCCUUUUCUAUAGGGUCACUCAAAACAUUGAAGAUUCUGAAUUUGGCUAAUAACAGUUUAUCUGGUUCAAUCCCUUCAUCAUUGAGUAGUCUUUCAAACUUGACAUACCUGAAUUUGCUUGGAAACAAAUUGAAUGGCGAAAUUCCUUCAGAACUCAAUGGUUUGAGCCGGCUGCAGAAGCUUGACUUGUCCAGAAAUAACCUCUCUGGAUCACUGACACUCCUUAACAGCAAACUACAGAAUCUUGUAACUAUGGUUCUGUCGGAUAAUGCUUUAACAGGUAGUAUCCCAAGUGGCUUCUGCUUCAGAGGUUCAAAACUUGAGCAGUUGUUCGUGGCAAGGAACGAGCUAUCUGGGAAGUUUCCAUUGGAGAUACUCAACUGCUCCUCGAUUCAACAGUUAGAUCUUUCGGAUAAUCGCUUCAACAGAGAACUUCCCUCCGAUUUGGACAAACUACAGAACCUCACAGAUCUUGUGUUGAAUAACAACAGUUUCACCGGUUCUCUGCCUCGAGAAAUCGGAAAUAUUAGCACCUUACAAGGUCUUUUCUUGUUUGGCAACUUCUUCUCAGGAAGAAUUCCAGAUGAGAUUGGAAGACUACAGAGAUUGAACGCCAUUUACCUUUAUGAUAAUCAGAUGAAUGGACCUAUACCAAAAGAGUUAACAAACUGCACAAGCCUAAGGGAAAUAGACUUCUUUGGAAACCAAUUUUCUGGGAACAUACCAGAGAAUAUUGGUAAGCUUAAGGACUUGGUUGUUCUCCAUUUAAGGCAGAAUGAGUUUUCAGGUCCAAUUCCUUCAAGCAUGGGACACUGUAAGAUGCUACAGUUGUUGGCAUUAGCAGAUAACAGGUUUUCAGGUUCAAUACCUUCCACAUUCAGUUACCUUUCAGAACUUAGUACCAUUACCCUUUACAAUAACUCAUUUGAAGGACCUCUUCCUAAUUCACUCUUUCUUCUCAAGAACCUAAAGAUCAUUAAUUUCUCACACAACAAGUUCAGUGGAAGUUUGUUUCCUCUCACUGGCUCAAAUUCUCUCACUGUUUUGGACUUAACCAACAACAGCUUCUCGGGUCCAAUCCCUUCUAGUCUAGCAGAGUCGUCGAACCUCGUUCGUAUCCGGCUCGCGCAGAAUUGCCUUACAGGAAGCAUUCCUUCUGAAUUAGGCAAGCUUUCAGCUCUCAACUUUCUUGAUCUGUCAUUCAACAAUUUAACAGGGGAUGUGCCACCACAACUCUCACUGUGUCAUAAUAUCGAACACCUUCUGCUCAAUAAUAACAGAUUCACUGGUCAAAUAUCUUCAUGGUUGGGAAGACUGAAAGAGCUUGGUGAAUUAGACCUCUCAUUCAAUGACUUCCAUGGCAAGGUACCUAAUGAGAUUGGUGAAUGCUCAAAUCUACUUAAGCUUUCUCUCCAUCACAACAAUCUCUCAGGUGAAAUCCCUCAUGAAAUUGGAAACCUCACUUCUCUCAAUGUCUUGAACUUGCAAAGUAAUAGCCUCUCUGGCCUCAUUCCAUCAACAAUUCAACAUUGCACAAAGCUUUAUGAGCUAAGGCUCUCACACAACUUCUUAACUGGUAAUAUACCAUUUGAGCUAGGAGGGGUAACUGAGCUGCAAGUAAUAUUGGACCUAAGCAGAAACCAAUUUUCUGGGGUGAUUCCAUCAUCCAUUGGAAACCUAAUGAAGCUUGAAAGACUUGAUCUUUCUUUCAAUGAACUUGAAGGUGAAGUUCCUCCUUCACUUGGCAAACUCACAAGCCUCCAUGUUUUGAACCUCUCAAACAACCACCUUCAUGGCAAGAUUCCUUCAACAUUUUCACAGUUUCCAAUGAGUUCAUUCCUCAACAAUGAUGCCAACUUGUGUGGACCACCAUUAUUGGUUUCUUGCAAAGAAUCUUCUAGUGAGAAAAUUCAGAUGUCAAACACAGAAGUGGCAGCAAUAAUAGUUGCCAUUGUUUUCACUUCAACAUUGAUAUGCUUAGUGAUGUUAUAUUUAAUGUUGAGAAUCUGGUGCAAUUGGAGAAAAGUAGCUAUUGUUUCAAGUGAAGAAGUUGAUGAGAAUCAUAAGAAGGAAGAGAGCAUUAGAUUCUGCUUUUCUGAUCAUAACACAAAGAAUGGAGAGUAUUUGAAUAUGAACUCCAAUGAUGCUACCUCUUUUUCAUUUUAGUCUCUGAAAAAAUAGUAUUUUUA